Molecule: messenger RNA, 1628 nt
Organism: Mastomys coucha (southern multimammate mouse)
Lineage: Eukaryota; Metazoa; Chordata; Mammalia; Rodentia; Muridae
Product: Fc receptor-like protein 1
Exons: 10
Coding region: 114-1142 (342 amino acids)
Source: RefSeq, a predicted model, not a curated record
AGAGGCUAAGGGCGGUUAUCUGUGACAUCUCUGUGAAUAGUCUGGUUUUGCUUUUUUUUUUUUUUUCCUUUUGGUAAGAGGCACCUUCAAGUUAUCAUCCCCAGCCUGUCCUCAUGCUACCUUGGCUCCUGCUAUUGAUCUGUGCUCUACCGUGUGAUCCUGCUGGAAUUCCUGUCUCUGAUGUGAGCUUGAAGACACAACCCUCAGGAGGAUGGGUGAUGGAGGGAAACAAGCUGGUCCUCAUCUGCUCUGUUGCUAGUGCCACUGGAAAUAUAACUUACCUCUGGUACAGAGGGGCCCUGGGUUUCAAUCUGGAAACAAAGACACUGCCUUCACUCACAGCAGAGUUUGAGAUCAGUGACAUGAAGCAAAGCGAUGCUGAUCAAUAUUACUGUGCGGCUAACAAUGGCGAUGGCCCCAUUCCCAGUGAGCUGGUGAACAUCCACGUCAAAGUUCCAGUGUCUCGCCCUGUCCUUACAUUUGGGGACUCUGGAACCCAGGCUGUGCUGGGGGACCUGGUGGAGCUUCACUGUAAGGCCCUGAGAGGCUCACCCCCAAUCUUCUACCAGUUUUAUCAUGAGAGCAUCGUUCUGGGGAACAGCUCAGCCCCGUCUGGAGGAGGAGCAUCCUUCAACUUCUCCCUGACUGCAGAACAUUCUGGAAACUUCUCCUGUGAGGCCAGCAAUGGCCAGGGUGCCCAACGAAGUGAGGUGGUGGCUCUCAACUUAACAGGUCUCUCCUUAGCGCCCACUGAGAAUGGAAUCAGCCAUCUCUCCUCAGGACUUACUAAGUGGCUGCUUGGCUGUCUUGGCCCCAUCACAGUGACCCUAAUAUUUUGCUACUGGCUCAAGAAAAAAAUAGGAAGACAGUCAGAAGAUGUACUCAGGAGUCCUCCUCAGACUGUGCUCCAAGAAUCCACCUACCGCAACUCUCCCGGCCCAAGGCAGCCAGAGCCCCUGUAUGAGAAUGUGAACGUUGUAAGUGGCGACCAAGUUUACUCUCUGGUGUACCACACUCAGCAGGAGCUAGAACCAGCAACGGCUCAGCAAGUGAAGACACACUGGGCAAGUGAGGUCUCCUCUGGAAUCUAUUCUAAGCCAAGGGUAAACACUGCAUAUGUGGACUACGAAGACUCUAUGUAGAAUUAGGUAAAUAGCAACGGUAGAGUGCUACAAACAAGCCCAAGGCCUGACACGGCCUCCAAGGACACCGGGGCCAGGGAUAGUUUGCCAACACACCUUCCCCACAACGCUGCCAUUCAUUAGACGGGUCCUUCACCUACCUUGUGUGAAGUUGGAGCAAGUCCUGUAGAAACCACCCAGGAAAACCAACUUAGAUGGAGAAGCCAGGCGUAUUUGCAUCUCGUUGCUGCUGCCCAUUCAUGUUGGGGCAUGAUGGAUUGCAUGUGAACUUUUAUUACAAGAGGAAAAUGGUGUGAUGAAAGCCACUGAGGUCAUACAGCACAGAGAUACUGAGACUCAGAGAGCGCAAAGCUGAGAUCAGUGGCUUUACUGUGGAGACAGAGCCAUGCUUCCUCUGUGCCCACGUCCUAAAAUACCCGGCAGUAUUUUUGAUACUUUUGAGUCACCAGCAUCAAUUUAGAAUUAAAACACAGUUGCAUAAAAAUG